AAAUUACAAAGAUGUUAUAAAAAAUUGUGGUGACAAAAUAUAUUUAGAUAUUAUGUCAUUUGUGAUUAUUGUCCGUAAGGAUGAAGGAUUUGCUAAACUGCCGUGAUUGAGUGUGUGAACGAUUCGCUGUAUUUGUACCAUUUCCUAUAAAUAUUUGAAGUAUAAUGCCCAAUUUUGUACAAAAAUACAUUUUGAAACUACUUAUUGACGCUUAAAGCUUCUUUGUGUAAUUUGAUAUAUCCUUUUAAACUUUAUUAAGAUGGAGCCAGUUGUUAAAGUUCCUUUGCCACUAGAACCCAUAAAAUCAAAUCAAGUGGAGGAUAGAAGAUUAUGGGUGGGCAAUUUAGAUUUAAGAAUUAACGAGUACCAACUCCUAAAACUCGUCCAAAAACAUGGAACAAUCGAAAAGUUCGACCUCUUAUUCCAUCGAUCGGGUCCACAAGCUGGUCAACCUAGAGGAUACGCAUUCGUUACCUAUAAGACAAUUCAAGAUGCAAGAGCAGCCAAAGAUGCUUUACAUAAUUUAAAAGUAGGAGCAAAAAAUAUUAUUGUUAGAUGGGCUCAUAGUGUGACAGAGUCUGAUAUGGACAAGCCAAAGCCAAAAAUAGAUAUACCUGCUUUAGCUGGAGCUAAAAAAGAAGAUAAAAGAAUAAGUCGAGAAACAGCAAUUCAAGCUAUAGAAGCAAAGUUAAAAUUGAUGAAAGAAUCAGAGGAGGAGUUUGAAUUAAACAAACCUUUGAAUGGGUCACCUGUAAUACAUUUAUAUCAAAAAUCGGAAACUCCAAAACCGUCCACGUCAACCCGUUAUCAUAAUCGAAGUGGUCAUUAUCAUAACAAUAAGCCAUACAAUCGUCAUAAACCCAGAAGAUAAUUUAAAUCAUAUUUUCUAAUUUAUAGUAUUAUAAUUAACAAUAAUGAAUUUAUUUUUAUUGAUCGAUGCUGUUCCAUGACUAGUUGAUAUUUAUAUUAUUUAUA
Megachile rotundata (alfalfa leafcutting bee) is the source of this 975-nucleotide messenger RNA. Its product is annotated as putative RNA-binding protein 18. NCBI's taxonomy places the organism in Eukaryota, Metazoa, Arthropoda, Insecta, Hymenoptera, Megachilidae. The record is from RefSeq and is a predicted model, not a curated record. Gene Ontology annotation, molecular function: RNA binding.